This is a messenger RNA of Solea solea (common sole), 2088 nucleotides long. It is a transcript of the gene slc35b1, whose product is annotated as solute carrier family 35 member B1. The record is from RefSeq and is a predicted model, not a curated record. Gene Ontology annotation, cellular component: endoplasmic reticulum membrane; Golgi membrane. Gene Ontology annotation, biological process: UDP-galactose transmembrane transport. Bases 423 to 1415 code for a protein of 330 amino acids. NCBI's taxonomy places the organism in Eukaryota, Metazoa, Chordata, Actinopteri, Pleuronectiformes, Soleidae. The transcript has 9 exons. Gene Ontology annotation, molecular function: UDP-galactose transmembrane transporter activity; UDP-glucose transmembrane transporter activity.
CGCAAUGUAUUUAUUACUCUAAUUACAAGUUUGGUUUUUGGAAGAAGACGCAAACAGAACUCCAUAACUCGACGGAUAGUCCACAUCCGUUGUUGGUAAUAGGAUUAUGUUGACAUUACAGUUGUUCCGGAGCAAAUAGUUUGGCUGUCGGAGGCAGGAUGACACAAAAUAAACAUUAAAAUGACUUGACUCCCGGAAAUUCAAGCUACUCUUCGCAAUAUUUGGACAAAUACUCGCUGAUGACAGGACGGUUUGGGAUUGUUCUCGGUACGAAAUCUCCAGCUUCUUAAAUAUCAGCAGCUGGGAGGAAACAAGAGCAACAUUUGUCCGUGACAUCGGCUAUAGUGGAGCGGGACGUCGGUGUGAGGGGAGCGGGGAGCGGAGUGGUAUCGGUGUCCAUACCCGGGCUUGUGGAGGACAGCAUGGUUGCGGGAAAGGGAGCAGGAAAACCCGUCUCGCUAUGGGACAAUAUGCGGAUACGGUUCAUCGUUUGCUUCCUCGGAGUCUUUGUGUGUUACUUUUAUUACGGAAUAUUACAAGAAACAAUUACCCGUGGUGAAUAUGGUCAAGGAGACAAAAAGGAGAAGUUUAUAUUUGCCCAGACAUUGGUGUUCAUCCAGUGCAUUAUCAAUGCUCUGUUUGCUAAGAUCAUGAUCCAGCUCUUUGAGAGCUCCAAACCGGAUCACACCACGAGCUGGCUCUAUGGAUUGUGUUCCCUCUCUUACCUUGGAGCCAUGGUGUCUAGUAACUCUGCCCUUCAAUAUGUUAAUUAUCCCACACAGGUACUGGGAAAAUCCUGCAAGCCCAUACCAGUGAUGUUGCUUGGAGUUACAAUACUGAGGAAGAAGUACCCACUAGCCAAGUAUCUGUGUGUGCUGCUGAUUGUGGGUGGUGUGGCGAUGUUCCUCUACAAACCCAACAAGAGUUCAGCUGUGGCAGACGACCAUGCAUUUGGAUUUGGGGAGAUUCUGCUGCUGCUGUCUUUGACAUUGGAUGGUUUGACUGGUGUGACCCAGGACCACAUUAGGUCUCGCUUCCAGGCGAGUCCCAACCACAUGAUGCUAAACAUCAACAUGUGGUCCACUUUGGUGCUGGGACUAGCUGUGUUGUGGACAGGGGAGGUGUGGGAGUUCCUGAAUUUUACUGAACGCCACCCCAGCAUCUUGUACAACAUUCUUCUCUUUGGACUGACCAGUGCUUUAGGGCAGACCUUCAUUUUCAUGACGGUGGUGUACUUCGGGCCUCUGACCUGCUCCAUUGUCACCACAACAAGGAAGUUCUUCACAAUCCUUGGCUCUGUUCUUCUGUUUGGCAAUGUCAUGACUACAAUGCAGUGGUUUGGCACCCUUCUAGUUUUCCUUGGUCUUGGACUGGAUGCUAAAUUUGGCAAGACCCCCAAGAAGACAACACACUAAACCAUCUGGAGCACAAAGAAAGAUUGCAGAGCAAAUGCAAAGACUUGACGGACAGUAUCUUAUUUUCUUAAAACAUCCUGUUUUAUUCGGGUACAGUCAGAUUUUUAACGUUAACUGUAUUUAAAAGAAAAAGAAAGAGAGAGUCGUCAUAGUUUUCAACUCCAUCGUCUGUCAUGUACUGUUGAUAUAUAUACUGUAAAGACAUUUUUUCUAGGGAACAAGCUCUAAAUGAGAUCUGAUGCGCACAUUUUUUGACCACCGGUUUAUGGAGGAAUGUGGACUGAAAGUUGCAGCUGUAAAAUGCCUAUGUUUAGACGAAUCCGCAGCUGUAAAAUGCCUAUGUUUAGACGAAUCCUCAUUUUUUUGAAAACCAUCUCACCUCCAUUUGACGGAAGUUGAACCAAACAAAGCUUAAGAAAAGUAUAUAUGCAUUUAACCAAUGAAGUUACCACCAAACAAGGCCUGAUUAACUACAAAAAACAGCCAAGUGUCGUUACCUCCAGUCUCACUACUCAGUUGUUUGUACUUUUAUUUUGUAGUUCAAUGUUCAGUUGCCAUAAAAGGGAAGUUGUGAUAUUUCAUUGUCAUUUUGUUUUUAUGUCCCAGACUUGAUUUGUUUUUAUAAAAUGCUGUUUAUUGACUAUUCUUGAGCAUAAAAAUCUUGUGUCUCAAA